Penicillium malachiteum is the source of this 2460-nucleotide messenger RNA. RefSeq lists its product as uncharacterized. The coding region runs from base 1 to 2460 and encodes 819 amino acids. Lineage: Eukaryota; Fungi; Ascomycota; Eurotiomycetes; Eurotiales; Aspergillaceae. The record is from RefSeq and is a predicted model, not a curated record. The transcript has 3 exons.
AUGCGUACGCGAUCCCAACCUCUUUCCCCUGGAGGUCUCAAGUCGCUUGACGACCUACCCCGUCGCCGCCGUGCCACGCGAAGUGCGUCUGUAACCGAACCAACAAACACAACCACGACCACAACAAAGUCGGAGAAGCCCAAGUCAACUGCUCGUGGUCGUAAGCCGCGAGCCAAGAAAAUUGUCGGGCGCAAGAAAGUAAAGAAAUCCAAUCCCGCAGAGACAACUUUACGAUUGCUAACAAUAUUGAAGACCAAGAAGACCGACGGUGACUCCGAAGUUGUUGAAUCUAAAAACUCGGUUCUUGAAGAGACUGUCUCCGCCGCAAAUGAGCAACCGUUGGCUCGAAGUUCUGAGCAGACUCCCAAGAAAUCGCCAUCUCGUCUUGAUAAUAACAAGCAGAAAUCAGCCCAAGCUUCAGAUCAGGAGCCAACUUCGCCAUUUACCAUUGCCAAGAAGGCGAAAUCGCCAAAGAAAACAACUGAGCAUGACUUACCAUCUGGUCUCGGAAAUACUCGACCAUCCAAGGUCACCCCGAGAACGCCCUCUCGGCACAAAACUCCUCUGCGCGCACAGAACGCAACUCUCAUUGUACGCCGUUCCCGCGUCCCAUACUCCACCAUUGCAAGUCGCCGCCGAAGUGUUGCCGGUGGACAUGUGUCUCAGACUUUAUUCCGACUGCCAGACCUUAUUAACCAGGCUGCACUCAUUGAGCCAUCCCCGGAAACCAGGCCCUCUCACUUCGAAGAAAAUCCCGAGUCAGACCCUGCGCUGCCUACGACUCCGGUGUCAAAGAAUUUCACUGCCUCCAAUAUUCCCCAGACCGCGCCUGCUGCCAGAGUUGGCUCAUCGCCCGGUUGGAGCCGAUGGAUUUUUGAUUCUGUCUCCCGGAGAUGGUCGACUAUGCGCGGGCGACUUGAUUUCAAUAAAGCUCAUGACUCCCAGCUAGCGCCCACCGAAGGAGAACCAAGCGCACCUGAACCUGAGUCACCUUCAUCCAGUCCAAGCAGUUUUAGAUCCUCUCGGCGAAUGCACAUACGAUCAGCAGCUACAACUACAACUAAUACUGCGUACUCUCUCCGUCCUGCUGGAUUCAGCGCAGAACUUAUUGAAAAGUGCUUCCCCUCUCUGCCACCGGCUGAGGUCGCUGCUCGAGUUCGUCGCUUUUCUAAUUCGGGCUCGGGACUACUACCGUCAGACAUGGAUUUGGGAUCAGAAGAACAAUCAAAGAAGCGCAAACGACCGCCAUCUCCUGAAACUAUUCCAAACCCGCCGGGCUGUAGUUAUGGAAUCAAUGACGAGUAUUUUGAAUUUGAUUCAGACGAUGAAGAAUGGGCCACAGAGGAACAAGCUCGCCGAGAUGCUCUUGUUCAGGAUAAAUCAGCCACUGAGAAGACUGAAGGUCCCGCCGCUAAAAAACAGCGCGUUGAAGAGUCUGCUCCGAAUCGUCGCAGACAUGUUCUCUAUGCCAACACCCCCCGGAAAGCAGAGAAACGUCCCGGAUACGACCGCAAUCGACCCCAUCGCUUGAAUCGGCCUACGACUUUGCCUACCGUGGAAUCCAGUGAAUUCCUUCACGACCCCUCGUCUGGAGGCAGCCCUAUUGUACGAGGAGGCGGUCGGAACAGUCAGAACACGGCAGGAUGGAUCGUUAAAAACCCUCAUGGCACCUUCCAGACACCGGGAUGGGAUUCAGCUUCGUCCGAUGAACCCGUCUUGGAUGAAACACCCGCGGAUGAACAACCUGUUGUUUUGAACGAAACACCUGCAAAGCCAGACACUCCCUCUCAGGCUGCCGUCAGCCCACAUGCUACGACAAUUCUCCCAGGCUCAGACAAUGAAACUGCCGAUGAUCCAUCUCCCCUUAGCAAGGCCCGCAAUAAGGCCGAGCAAUUCAAGCCUAAGACGCCGAGCCGCCUUCGUGAAGCCCACCCUUUUAUGAAGAGUCCCGCAACAGCCUCUCCCAACAACGGACCUCGGCAUACAUUUCACGAUGCCCACCCCUUCCUUCAUGCCCCCGUCCCCGCCACAAAAGCUCCAGCUGCAGCUCGUGCUGCACCUGAGGCAACUCCUUUGUCUAGUCAAAAGCCCCUUUCAAGCAGCCCCGCUGUCGCUACCAACUCCCCUCAUAAUGCACGCCUCGGUACUUCCCCAUUCGUGGGUAAUGACUCCAUGUCGGUUGAUGGGUCCUCCUACAUAAAACCCGCCGAAACUGAGUUUGACCCCGCCAAUGACUCAUUGUCUGGUAUGGAGGAGAGUGGUGACAUGGGUACUGAAUGGCUCCUUUACGAAUGUCCCGAUGGGAACUUUGGCAGCCUUAAAUGGCCUUCGCAGACUAGACUCCAUGGUAUUUUCUCGGCAAAUGGUGCCGGGCCGGCAACGAGCCUGGAUGGCGAGGCUCCCGACAUCGCAUAUCGUUACUGGGACCAGGAAACAGAGACAGGCAUUAUUGGCGCCUAA